This is a messenger RNA of Linum tenue, 774 nucleotides long. Lineage: Eukaryota; Viridiplantae; Streptophyta; Magnoliopsida; Malpighiales; Linaceae. The record is from the annotation of a GenBank genome assembly.
AUGGAGCCGGACAAUGCGCCGGAGAUAUUCGCGGCCUUCUUCGAAGGUUGGCUGGUGAGGCAGGAGCAGUACCUGGAGGAGCUCCAGACGGUGAAGCAGAAGAUGGGGGAUUUGAGGGAGGACGACCUCCGGGACCUGGUGAACCGGGUCCUGACCCACUACCAGCACUACUUCGAGGAGAAAUCCCGGGUCACCCAAUCCGACGUGUUCGUUCUGUUCUCGCCGCCGUGGUUCUCGGCGCUGGAGCGGAGCUUCCUGUGGAUAGCCGGGUUCAAGCCCGGGCUGGCGUUCCGGGUGCUGCGGGACUCGGUCAACGAUUUGUCGGAGGAGCAGGAGCGGCGGAUUGCGCGGGUCAGGGAGGAGACGAGGAUGGAGGAGAGGAUGCUCAACGACGAAUUGGCCAGGAUCCACGAGAGCGUCGGGGCCCCGCCGGUGAGCGGCUGGGGGAGGAAGCGCGGGAGGGUGGUUCUGGCGGCGGCGGCGGAUGAAGGGAGUGCGAAUUGCCCGGCGCCGGAGGCGAUUAGGUCGGCCCUGGAGAAUCUGGUCGGGAACGCGGAUACGCUGAGGACCAACACGGUGAUGAGAAUCGGUCAGGUACUGAGGCCGAAGCAGAACGUGGAGUUUGUGGCGGCGGGGACCAGGCUCCAGCUCACCGUCAGGGCAUUGGGGAUGGGUAAAGCUGCUGUCGCCGCCGCCGCCGUCGCUCCAGAUGAAUCGCUACAAGACUCUGCUGCUGCUGCUGCUGCUGCUGCUGCUGCUCGUCGCCGCACGUAA